GGCCCUUUUCCCAUUCUUCCUCCCCAGCUUAUCCCAAGGAUUCCAGCUGCUGGCUGGGUGUGUGCUUUGCAUGCACUGGACGGACGCAUCCCGCGAGCGUUCACUCUGUUGCAUGACGAGGUAAUGCAGAGGGAAAGGCUGACCCUAGGCUAGAGUGAUGUCUUCCCUGGCAUUCUGCCUGUCACUGUGACAAUGCCUGGGCUGAUCCAUUCCCUACAGAUGAGCUGCAUGCCUGCAUUCAGACCCAGUGUUGGCUGCGGAGGAGGCCCCUUCUAAUCCGCAGGAAACAGCCGGUAAGGUACCCGCCGCCUAAGGGAUGCUGCUUACAGACAGGACUCAGGGGGGAGUGACAUUGACAUCUUGUGGAUCUCAUUCAGCUUGAGCCAUACAGGAUUUCCCCAUCACUACAGCGGUGCUAAUAAUAACCGGACCUGGGAUCACAAUGCUGUGACACAUCUCUCCGAUCACAUAUCGCUGCCGCGGGUUAAUACAGCAUUGUGGUGAUUGAGGACGGGGUGCUAUUGAUUGGCUCCUGUGCUGCUGGUGUGCUGCACGUCUCUGGCUGUAAAUCACAAUGGCGAGCUCCAGGAGCAUCGAGCUGGAGCAUUUCGAGGAGAGGAAUAAAAAGCCAAGGCAGUCCCGGCGGACUGGGGGAGGGCCGGGGAGCAGCUCCGGGUCUGUGCACAGGGGUAACGGACUGAUACCCAGCCCUGCGCACAGUGCGCACUGCAGCUUCUACCGCACCCGAACGCUGCAGGCUCUCAGCUCCGAGAGGAAAGCUAAGAAGGUACGCUUCUACCGCAAUGGAGAUCGCUACUUCAAGGGGCUGCCGUACGCCGUGUCCGCAGAGCGAUUCAGGUCCUUUGAUGCUCUGCUUAUGGAGCUCACCAGGUCCCUGUCUGACAACGUAAGCCUGCCCCAGGGGGUGCGCUGCAUCUACACUCUGGAUGGAGGCAAGAAGAUAACCAGUUUAGAUGAGCUGCAGGAAGGUGAAAGCUAUGUGUGCGCCUCGAACGAGUGUUACAGAAAAGUUGACUACAAUAGAAAUUCCAGUCCAAACUGGUCUGUGAAUGUAAGGACUGGUUCUGCACGGUCUCUGUCCACUUUAAUGGCUUUAAAGAAUGAGAUGAAGGAGAGCAAAGACUUCAUCAAGCCCAAGUUAGUAACUGUUAUACGCAGCGGAGUGAAGCCUCGCAAAGCUGUAAGAAUUCUUCUGAACAAAAAGACGGCCCAUUCCUUUGAGCAGGUUUUGACAGACAUCACCGAUGCUAUAAAGUUAGAUUCCGGCGUUGUCAAGAGGCUGUGCACAUUGGAUGGAAAACAGGUUACGUGUCUGCAAGAUUUCUUUGGAGAUGACGAUGUUUUCAUUGCCUGCGGACCUGAGAAAUACCGUUAUGCACAAGAUGACUUUGUACUGGAUCACAGUGAGUGUCGUAUUAUGAAACCUUCUUAUUCCCGUUCUGCAAGAUACCCAGGCUCGAAAAGUCCUGGGCCAUCACGCCGCAGCAAGUCUCCAGCUGCAGGAAAGAGGGGUGGCUACCACACCAGUGCCUAUUCCACAGCAAAAUCCCCAGUUAAUGGCACUCCAAGCAGCCAGUUAUCUACUCCCAAAUCAACAAAAUCAUCAUGUUCAUCUCCCACCAGUCCAGGAAGCUUCCGUGGUCUAAAGAUUCUAUCCCAUUGUGGAUCCUCGUCUAAUGUGAACGGCCUUCCGGAAAACUUGAAUAGUCCUGGCUUGAAUGGAAAUAAGUACACUGAUGACUCUGUAAUCCUUGAGAAAUAUAAAGUGGGAAAAGUGAUUGGUGAUGGGAAUUUUGCCGUAGUGAAAGAAUGCGUGGAAAGGUCAACUGGAAAGGAGUUUGCAUUGAAAAUCAUUGACAAGGCAAAGUGCUGUGGAAAGGAACAUCUAAUUGAAAAUGAGGUUGCAAUAUUGCGCCAGGUUAAACAUCCAAAUAUCAUUAUGCUUAUAGAGGAGAUGGACACUGCAACAGAGCUUUAUCUGGUGAUGGAAUUAGUCAAGGGUGGAGACUUAUUUGAUGCAAUCACAUCUUCAACAAAGUAUACUGAACGAGAUGCUAGCGCAAUGGUGUAUAAUCUAGGAAGUGCAAUGCAAUAUCUUCACAGCCUGAAUAUUGUCCACAGGGAUAUCAAACCCGAGAACCUACUGGUUUGUGAAUAUUCUGAUAAAACUAAAUCUCUAAAGCUUGGGGAUUUUGGAUUGGCCACGGUAGUUACUGGACCAUUAUAUACAGUGUGUGGAACACCAACGUACGUUGCUCCUGAGAUCAUUGCAGAGACUGGGUAUGGUUUAAAAGUGGACAUAUGGGCAGCAGGAGUGAUUACAUACAUCCUACUUUGUGGAUUCCCACCUUUCCGCAGUGAGAACAAUCUCCAGGAAGACCUGUUUGAUCAGAUUCUAGUUGGGAAGUUGGAGUUCCCCUCCCCUUACUGGGACAACAUCACCGAAUGUGCAAAGGAGCUGAUUAGUUGCAUGCUGCAAGUCAACGUAGAGGAUCGAUACACAGCCGAGCAAAUUUUGUGUCAUCCAUGGGUGUCUGAUGAUGCGUCUCUUGGAAAUGAUGUGCAAGUUGAAGUCACGGGUAAAUUAAAACAGCAUUUUAACUCGAUACCUAAAGAAACCAACACAACGGCUGCGGUGUCUGUGAUCAUGAACACAGCUCUUGAUAAGGCUGGGCAGAUUUUCUGUGGGAAACGCUGUGAUAUUCCUAGUACCACUGACCACGAGAAAGCACACACAGUAACAGCCGCCGAAGAUCAGAGCCGUGUGUCGGGGUCUACCGAACUACCGCUAUGAACCGGAGCCUUCCACUAUGGCACCACUGGAUGUCGAAGGGGCAAAUCCACUGGCCUGGUGGACGAUGACAAAAUCCAGCGUGUGCACACUUUUAAACUGCUCCUUUUCAUGUUUUUCUCGUCUCCUUUUGGUUGUUGAAUCUCUGGCUUAACUUUAAGUUUUUAUUGUGCUGUACAGAAGGAGCUUAAUGUACUUGACACUGAUUUGCAGAUAGUCCUGUUCAAAGAUGUUUCUCAUGUGUCAACUGCUCAAACAAAAACCAAGUACUAAAAUUACAUUACAUUUAUUUAUAUAGCACCAGCACUGUAUCGCUAUACAAUAACAGUCCGUAGGACAAAUUUAAAAUCACAAACAAUAACAAACUGGUACAAAAGGAGAAGAGGGUCUCGAGCCACGCAUUUAUCACCAAAACUGCCAACUACUGAGAAUCCCAUUAACAAGCCUGAUGGUUUUAACUCUACAGAGAUGCCUAGGAGAGAAUUUGGGAAGCGGUGCAAAAUAUUUAUUUCAUUCAUAGAUGUGUUUAAAUGACUACAUUUUAAUGUUUUGGGGGUAUUUUUGUUUUUUCG
Spea bombifrons (plains spadefoot toad) is the source of this 3384-nucleotide messenger RNA. RefSeq names its product doublecortin like kinase 2 (gene DCLK2). The transcript is spliced from 17 exons. NCBI's taxonomy places the organism in Eukaryota, Metazoa, Chordata, Amphibia, Anura, Pelobatidae. Bases 575 to 2815 code for a protein of 746 amino acids. Gene Ontology annotation, molecular function: ATP binding; protein kinase activity. Gene Ontology annotation, biological process: protein phosphorylation; intracellular signal transduction. The record is from RefSeq and is a predicted model, not a curated record.